Messenger RNA from Didymella exigua CBS 183.55, 1094 nucleotides. Its product is annotated as 3-oxoacyl-reductase 2. NCBI's taxonomy places the organism in Eukaryota, Fungi, Ascomycota, Dothideomycetes, Pleosporales, Didymellaceae. The coding region runs from base 85 to 981 and encodes 298 amino acids. The record is from RefSeq and is a predicted model, not a curated record. Gene Ontology annotation, molecular function: oxidoreductase activity, acting on NAD(P)H, oxygen as acceptor. Gene Ontology annotation, cellular component: intracellular anatomical structure. The transcript has a single exon.
CGACAGUCCAUUCAUAGCUUCAAUUCCCCCUCUUUUUCGCCUUACCUUCCACUCGUAAGAGUUACUCAUUUGUACCAACGCAGAAUGUCCCCUUCAGCCAUUGUUUCCGAGGCCGCAUCUGUGCCUACCGGUGGCUGCAGCAGUGGGAAGCCUGAAAUUGUUGAGCAAACAGGCAUCCCGCCGUAUGUGUCGACGAUGCCCGACGAGUCUUUCGACUGGAGGGUUUCCCUGAAGAACAAAGUCAUCGCCGUCACAGGAGCAAACCGCGGUAUUGGUCUCGGGCUUGCGCAGGUCUUCCUGGCAAAUGAAGCCGCCCAUGUCUACUCACUGGAUCUUUUCGAGCCUGGGGAGGAGUUCGAGGCCCUCCAGAAGGCCUAUCCUAAGCGUGUGCACUACCUGAACUGCGAUGUCACUUUAGAAGAGAGCGUUAUCCAAGCAGUUGACCAGAUUGUCGCACAAUCUGGGGCCAUCCAUGGCAUGGUCGCCAACGCCGGCAUGACCAAGCACCAGCCCGCAUUGAACUUCGACCAGGCUCAACUCGAGCAGAUGUUCAACCUCAACGUCUUCGGCGCAUACUACUGCGCUACAGCAGCCGCAAAGAAGUUCAUCGAGCUCGGUAUCAAGGGCAGUGUCGUAUUCACUGCAUCAAUGACAUCUUACCGGCCCAACCGGGCUGGUCCAUCCGCACCGUACGGCGGUACUAAGGCGGCUAUUCGCAACAUGGCACACACCCUUGCCAUGGAGUGGUCGAAACACGGUAUUCGCGUGAACAGCAUUUCUCCUGGAUUCGUCAGGACGCAGAUGACUUACAAGAUCGAGCGCGCACCCGACUUCGCGGAGAAGAUGCACUACUAUGGUGGCAUGCCUAGGCUCGCGGACCCCAGGGAGCUAGGUGGAGGAUAUGUUUACCUGCUCAGCGACAGCGCUUCAUAUACCACAGGAAUCGAUAUUCCUAUCGCUGGUAUCGUAGGCGCGUGGUAAAGGAAGAUUGGCGGAGAAUGGUUAGACGUGGUUGCAUUGGAAGGAGUUCCGAUACAGGUUGAGGCCUUUCGAUUCCCAUAGCACGAAUAACAUACAUUAUCUCAGAGACGCUC